Molecule: messenger RNA, 1602 nt
Organism: Pediculus humanus corporis (human body louse)
Lineage: Eukaryota; Metazoa; Arthropoda; Insecta; Psocodea; Pediculidae
Product: glucose dehydrogenase precursor, putative
Exons: 2
Coding region: 1-1602 (533 amino acids)
Molecular function (GO): oxidoreductase activity, acting on CH-OH group of donors; flavin adenine dinucleotide binding
Source: RefSeq, a predicted model, not a curated record
AUGACGGACGUCCCACUCGCAAGCACUUAUUGGACAUUUUCCGGUUUCAAUUGGGGUUAUAAAACGGUACCUCAAAAUCGUUCGUGUUUGGCCAUGUACGAACAAAAAUGUACUUGGCCACGUGGUAAAAUAAUGGGUGGUACGAGUGUAAUUAAUUUUUUGGUAUACACAAGAGGUCAUCCGAAAGAUUACGACGAUUGGGAAAGAUUGGGUAAUACAGGAUGGGGAUGGAAUGAUGUUUACCCUUAUUUUAAAAAACUCGAAAAAGUCGAAAUACCGGAAUUGAUAAAUUCAACUUUCAGAGGACACAGCGGAAAUUUGAAUAUAAAUCAUCCACCGUGGAGAACACCUUUGGGAAAAUUAUUUUUAGAAUCCGGUCGCGAAAUGGGUUUCGAUAUAACCGAUCCAAACGGUGAAAAACAAAUCGGGUUUUCGCACAUACAAACAACAAUGAAAAAAGGAAGAAGAGUCAGUUCGUCAAAAGCUUACAUAAGGCCAAUAAGGUACAGGCCUAAUUUACACGUUGCGAAAGAAGCAAGAGUCACUAAAAUUCUUAUAAAUCCUCAAACGAAAACUGCCACAGGUGUGGAAUUCGUAAGACAACGUAAAAUAUAUAAAAUCAAAGCUCGAAAAGAAGUUAUUUUAUCAGCUGGUACCCUCAACACUCCCCAAUUACUUAUGCUCUCGGGAAUAGGUCCACAGGAUCACUUAACACAACUACGGAUACCUGUAAUUAAGAAUCUUCCGGUCGGAGAAAAUCUUCAAGAUCACGUUUCCUUCGGGACUUUGGUAUUUCUCAUAAACGAUACCGUGUCUCUAGUGGAAAAAAGAUUAUCUACUAAUCCGGCAAACGUUUUUGAUUAUCUUCUACAUAACACGGGUCCAUUGACGUCACCAGGAGGUGCAGAAGGUGUUGCCUUUGUCGACACAUCAUCCGCCGAACAAGACGCGGAAUAUGUCGGAAAAGGAGGAAAUGCGGCCGAUAUUGAAAUAGUUAUGGGUGCGGGUUCUUUAACCGGUGACACGGGAGGUGCAUUAAGGAAAAGUUUCGGGCUCAGGGAUGAUAUUUUCCAAAGCAUGUACGGUAAAGUUUUCGGAAGGGAUGGUUUUUCACUCGUGCCAAUUUUAUUGAAACCUAAAAGCGUUGGAAGAUUAAGACUCAAAUCGAAAAAUCCAUUUCAUUGGCCAUUAUUUUAUCCGAAUUAUUACGACGUGGAAGAAGAUGUCGAAACUAUGGUUCGGGGUAUAAAAAUGGCUAUUAAAAUAGGAGAAUCGGAAAGUUUUAAAAAAUACAACGCAUCCCUUUAUCCAGGAAAAUUUCCAAAUUGUAGCCAUUUUGAUUUUGGUAGCGACGAUUAUUGGAGAUGCGCAGUACGACAAAGUUCUACGAAUCUUCAUCAUCAAAUAGGAACGUGUAAAAUGGGACCGGAAAACGAUCCGACAUCCGUUGUUGAUCCCGAAUUAAAAGUUUUAGGGAUUCAAAGGCUAAGAAUUGUCGAUUGUUCUAUAAUUCCCACGAUACCCAGAGGUCAUACGAAUGCUAUUGCUAUUAUGAUUGGUGAAAAAGCAUCGGACAUGAUAAAAAAAACUUGGCUAUCGUAA